UCUUGCUGCAGUACGGACGUGUUUUUGUGCUCUCUCCGGAGGCAUUUCUGGUGUGGUGCUUGCUACAUAUUUAAUGGACUUGUGGCGAAUAAACGGUCAGUAAAUAGGUGAACGAGAAAAGUGCAACGGUGCGGAAGGUACAUAAACGUACGUUGGUACCGGCAGCCAGAGCGAGUUUGUUGAUAACAAGGCGGCGGAAUAUAAAACAAAGCAGGCGAUAAAAAUCAUUCAAUCAAAUCGGAACAAAUACAAAUAUAUAGCAACGACGUUUGGCCGCGGUGUUAGGAUUCGGUUGGAGCGCGGGGCUAGUUUUGGCCAAAAGCGGAAGAUUUUUUUUGUCGCUGUUGUUUUACUAUGCAAAAAGAAUGGAAAAGGAAUAGUUGUGUGGUUUGCGGAACGUGAAGUUUUUGGUAGUGCUAUGAAAAAAGUUAUCAUUAUUAUCAAGGACUCCGAAGAUUCGUUUCAUGUCUCAUCUUAUUGAGAUUCUUACUAAUUUGUGAAUUCAAUUCAUAUUCAACGAUUUAAAAUCAUAUAGGAUAUGCCAUCUUUGACAACGGUGUUUAUGUUUAUAAUGUAAACCAAUGGCAUCAGCGUAAAACACAACGAUCGGUCAGAGCUUGUCAUGACUCCCGGUGGAGGCCACUAAAUCCGCCCACGACGGAAUCAAUAAAAUCGGAAAUGUUUACAAUUUACAGCUUCGGAUGGACAUUAAAGAUGAUUCAAAAUGCGUGAAAAUCCUACUGGUGAAUUGUGUGCUGGUGAUUUUCGUGUGAACGAUACCUAAGCCUAGGAGGUGGUUAUGAAGAAUCAGAACAAAACUAAUCUCAUCAACGAGGGUUUGAAUUAUUAGUCAAUUUAGCGCAACUGUGGUGUUUAUAGUGUUUAUAUUCAUAGUUGUGGUUAAAUAAGCAUCGGUGCUCUUCUAUAGCGAAAAUUACAAGUGUGUCUUACGUAGUGAAGUAAUAAGAUUAUUCGUCUGCGAUGAGGUAAUCAUCCUGUUUUGAUUGUACAGCCUAUCAGUAACAGUAACAGUACGACUCGACCGACGAAUGGAUUAAUCUCAAUCCAGUCUGCUCCGGAGUGUAGAAGAGAGUUGGAUUUCGUGUCACAAUGGCCAACUACUUCGUCUGUUUGGUGAUUCAGCGAUUGGUGCUACCACUGAUUCUGGCAAUAUGUUGUCUGAUGAGGCCGGUAGGACUAUCGCUUCCGUACUUGCUCUUCCUACUAUGUCUACCAUUUGUGCCAGUAGCUAUGCCAAGAAGUAUGAAAGGUUCCACAGGAGUCUUUUUCAAGAUAUACAUUACAAUCAGUUUGUUGCUGUUAUUAGGCCAGAUAACUUUCCAAAUAGUUUUUGUAGUACUCGGAUUUGAACUAAUCGCAUCAUGCCAGUUCCUGGAAGUCCUCCUGCGUCACAUCGGUCUGGUGAAGUUCGAGGAUUUAGAUGUGGCGAUGGUCAUCUACUGGAUCUCUCCGGAGAUCAUAAUGAGUUGUACGGCUGUCACCGUGUAUGCGGUACUGAGUAAGCUGGCAGCCGUGGACAUGGACACCGAACAGGAUCCGAACAGUCCUAGUACGUUGGAAGCACCAGAAUCGCUAUCCUUGCGGUAUGAUACAAAUCCGGUGAAUCGAGAAAAGUUGGCGUUUCUAACAAAGUUCGGAGUGUUGCUUAGUGUCGCAAUGCUGUGCCUGGCGGCUGUGCUACAACCCUCGGUUCCCAGUGGGAUCUAUUUUGUAAUAUUUUUGGGAUCCACCACGUGGUGGGCUUGUUACAAAGAAUUGAAUAGAGCGUUCGGAAUAGUUUUAAGGAUAACAUUGCUAUUUUUAAUUAUACACAUCACCGGAUUGUUAGCAUAUCAGAAUCCAUGGCCGCAGCAGCUGUUACCGGCAAACGACACGCUUGCGCGGAUAUUUGCUCUAACGCCAAUAUUGUCCUCGUCGUGUGAUAACGUUACCGACAUCCGUGAAGUGCACUUCAAUGGCGGUCUGGGCUCGGAUUACUAUUUAAAUCCCGUAGUACUUAUGAUCUGUUAUUACUGUAUAUCAAUCACCUCAUCACUUCUCAUGAGACCAAGAAUGACGGAAAAGGAGUGUAAACGCCAGGAACUCUUCUACCAACUCGAAAGUGGAGUCCGUCUCCAGCGGCAAAUUUCAUUUCGCAUGCAUAGAAAAAACAUUCUCCGCAAGACACUGACCAGCGACCGGUGGCGUGGAGCUGCGCGAAAGCUGAUGCGUGGUGGAACACGAAGGGUUCGAGAUGUCUCCACUUCCGAUGCGCAGAAUUCAACUGCCAAUGAUAGUAUAGCUAUGCACACUAUUGGCCUUAAACGUGUUUCAGAAGAGGACGAUUCAAUGAACUUUUUUGAGCAGAUUAUGAUCGCCAGCGGAAAUGUGGCCAGUUUUAUUUACAAAAACAGCUACAUCUUCACCAAUGUGAUAAUGAUGACCUGGAGCAUAAUGUAUCACAGUUGGUUGACCUUUGUUCUGCUCAUUUGGGCCAAUUUAAUUUGGAUUAUGCCAAAUCAACGCAGGAAUAUGCUAAACUCUAGUCCCUUCCUAGUCAUCUAUGCCGAACUGUUGCUGCUGGCACAGUACCUGUACGGAAUGAAGCUCACCGAUGACGAGCUGCCGUCCACCGUCAAUAUAACCGGCAUUAAUCUCGCCCAGAUCGGGUUGAUAAAGUAUCGUGACUAUCCGUGUUUACCACUGAUGAUAAAGUCACUUUUCACCACUAUGUUCUGGAUCUCCAUGAGGCAGAUGAUUCAGGAGCGACAGAUGGAACGGAGAACUUCGGCUAUAGCCGAUCUAGCCGCACCGCUGCAGGUUACGGUUGGUGCGGCAACAACAGCAGCUUCGAGGGCCGAACGAUCACCGGAUAAGAAAUCUUCUGCCUUCAUCACGCGUACCGGCGCAUUAAUCAAUUCAUUCCUGAUCAAAUUUUGGAUCUGGGUAGUCGCAAUCACGCUGUUUCUGUCCGGGAUGACGGGGAACCGAAUGACCGGUUUUCGAAUAAUUUACAUGGCAUUGUUUUUGAUAUUCGUCCUCACAUUCCAGUUUUCUUUCAAAAUCUGGCGCAAAAUGAUGUACACGUUUUGGCUCACGGUCAUCGUUUACUCCAUGUCCAUUCUAGUUCUAGUGUACACCUAUCAAUUCGAUAAGUUCCCGCUUUACUGGACUGAAUACCUUAAGAUAUCAGAUACAUUGCAAAAAGAUAUCGGCUUACAACUAUACGAAACCAAACAGCUCUUCCUUCAUCUAGUGAACCCAACUAUGAUAGUCAUCAUCACGGUCAUUCAACUUCAUUAUUGCCAUAGAAAGUUCUUGGAAAUAUCGGAAAUUCCAAUCAUCCAAGAAAGUGAUGUUCCUCUAAUUUCGGAAACCAGUUCCGCCUACGGCACUUUUUCGAAGCGGAAAAAGCUCAGCAGCAUGACAGACGCUCCGCCGAUUGAAAAAGAUGCGGAGGAUGAUAAUGAAAAUGCAAAACCACCGAAAAAAGAUAACUUAGAUACUACGUCGGAAAUACUGGAGGAUCUUCGCUUUCGAAAACUGUCCAAACAGGAAAUCAAAGGCGUCGCUCAAAAACUGAUCAGUCGGCUGUCGGAAAUUGCCGAACUUGUGUGGUUGUUUUUCGAGAUCCACUUACUGAAGAUCAUAUUGAUCGUUGCAUUUUCACUGGGUGUCAAGUCGGUUAGCUUUCUGCAUUUAUUGUACAUUUUCAUGACAGUAUUUGCAGUUAAAUCGCACACCAGUUCGCUAGUACUGAUAACCAGGAUUAUGUCAUUGAUUUCGUCAUUUUUGCUGAUCACGACCAUGAUGUAUCAGGUAGACUAUAUCAACGAAAACAAUUAUAUUAGUAACUGUACGAACAUCAACGUAAGUAUCACACACAUGGAGAUGAACAAUGCGAAAUGGAUCGGAUUCCAGAAAACCAGCGCCGUCAGUAGUCUGUUGGAUUUAGUGCGAUCUUAUUUGGUUUACAUCAUUGUUGUGACGAUUCAUGCUGUUGUUGUUCUACGCCAAACUAUUCGUCGAAUACGGUUAGGACAAUCACCACGAACACCCAAUUUGAUGUUCCCGAAAGUAUCCCGGGCGGACGCUGAUAAGAAUAUUCCUCAAAUGCUGAAAUACUUGUUCAACUAUGGGUUCUACAAAUUCGGAGUAGAAAUUUCACUCGUCUCAUUGAUUAUCGUGAUUGCCUCCAGGAUGGAUAUAUUUUCGUGUUUUUACGCCGUAUGGGUUUGCGUAAUGUUCCAUAUGACCCGUGACAGUCUGCGAAGGGUGUGGCAAGUUCUCACGUGGUUUAUAGUCGUUUUGAUCCCGCUGCAAUAUGUGAUCUUCAUUGGACUUCCACCGGUGCUGUGCGUCGAUUAUCCGUGGGAUAUAGAAUUCUUGGACCAUUUUCGGAUUUGGGCCAUGUUACCGGAGAGUACGGAAGCGUUUCGAGCACAAGCUUCGAAAAUGGUAGCAGACUUUUUGCUUUUAAUGUUCCUCUGUCGGCAAACGCUAGUGUUCCGAAUCGAGGCACGCUACUCGUCCUGUCCGGAUGAUUUCGGUGGUGGCAGUAACAAAUCUGUGCUGAAGGACAUCGACACACUGGGGACGGUGCCGUUCGUCAACCCAACACCAGAUUUUAUAGCCAAAGUACGAAACUGGUUGGAUAUAGCGAAGCGAGGAGUUUUCCUGGUCUUUUUCUGGUUUACGUUGGCGAUUGUGUUUCUAACUGGAUCCAGCCGAGUUACAUUGUUCUCGAUUGGAUAUCUGAUAGGAUCGUUCACCUUUCUGUGGCAAGGAACUGAUUUCUACCUUAGACCGAUUAAAGCAAUUUUGAAAACUUGGAACAUGCUCAUUGGCUACAAUGUAUUUGUGAUAACCACGAAAACGUUACUUCAGAUGGUUGGAUGCCUUUAUCUGACCCAAUUAACAGCCAAAACCUGUUGGCUGGUGCAAUUAUUCGGUAUAUCGUGUUUGUCCUCCCAAGAGGCACCAACAGUGCCGAGUCCGACUGAUAUGGAUCAAGAUACUGAACAGUGCAACGUGCCUUACGAUGAUUCCGGCCUAUUUUGGGAUGGAGUAUGUUUUGCUUUUCUUUUGUUGCAGCGGCGCAUAUUUUCUAGUCACUAUUUCUGUCACAUCAUCAAUGAAACAAAAGCCAGUACUAUUUUGGCUUCCAGGGGAGCGGAGUUAAUUGAGGAGCUCCGUAUCAAAGACGUCAAACUGGAAAUUGAACGCGAAAGUCAAAUUCUGCAAAAAAUUAAAAUGAAGAUGGAUCGUAUCAAAGCCACCCAGCAGAAAAUUUUGGAACCAGUGCAUGAACCGACCACCCAUGCCAAAGAUUCCCGGCCCCCACGACCGAGCCUAUGGCGUCGAAUUUCGGAGAACAGAUCAGCGGCUAUUCGGUCCGGUGAUUAUUACAUGUUCGAAGACACGGAACAUGAGUUCGAAUUGGACCUGAUGCAACCAAGGGACUCCGAUGAAGACUACAAAACUGCGGAACGCCGUAUGAAUCGUAAACAUCUGACGCUUGGAAAGUUGAUAGCGAAAAUCAAAGAGCAAAACGAAUUAGAGGCGCAGUCUCAGGACAAAGAAGCUGCCUCUGCAGCGGCAACGACAACGACGACGACGACGACAACGGCCUCCGUUGAACCUGCUGGGACACAACCUGCCAGGCGCAGAUCAUCACCCACCCUGCGACGAACAUCGUAUAUCCGCGAGCGUGAACCCACUGGAACGACAGACCCAACUGGGACUACGGCUACGGAUCGUUCCGCCAUUUCCGAACCAAUUCCACGCCAUACUCAUUUUGAUCAGAGAGGUGGUCGGUUGAAAGGAGAACUUGACACCGAUCAACCGGAUGGACAGAAACCAAGUACGAGUAAAGAGCCAAGGCAACAGCAAACCACGACGGACGAAGAAACUCGACUGAUCAGUGAUGACGAGGAUGAGGAAGAGGAAGAACCGAUUAGUGCACCGAAGAAAUCCAGAUUGUCAUUUACCGGGCUGCAUCUGAUAGUAGCGUUCAUAGCAGGUGCAAUCGGUUCGAUGACGCUACGCCUGCAUCGUGUAUCCAGAAGUUAUCGAUACGUGAUGAAAGUGUUAGCUAAGGAGAAGAAAACUUUGAAAGAAACGCCUGGUUUCGGAGCUGGUAUGAGAACCGGAUCUAGUAUGGUAUGGACUCCUAUUCAAAGUUCAGGGCGAUCCGGAAAUAGUUCGCGUUCCGGUGCUAGUACCAGUAGCGUUAAAUCCUGCGCAGGAACACCGUUACCCAGUAGAGUUGCUUUGUACCGUAGUUCUGUAAACAGUAGUAGAAAUUCAUUGUGUCAAGCUACCGAUCAACAACAACCACAAUCUUUGCCACAGCUAUCAAUACAACCACCACCACCACGAACAUCAUCGCUUAGCUCAUCUAAAGCUGUUACUAUCGCAAGUAGCCACGAGCUAACUACUUACGCCGAUCAGUACAUUCCUAAGGAUGAAGGCAAAUCGACGGAAACGAUGGAAGUCGUUGAUCAAGCGCCGGCGGAUAACAUCUCGGAAGAGGAUUUCGCCAGUCAGGAGCAUUCGGUGAUAGUGGAAUUUUUACAAGCUGCCUGGUACGCUGUGCUCUCGCACACCGAUUUCAUCUGCUAUUUCUUGGUGUUUUUGAAUCAGAUCAAGUCAGCCAGCCUCCUAUCGCUACCGUUACCAUUGAUGGUAACACUUUGGGGUACUUUGACCUUCCCGAGACCGUCGAAAAAUUUCUGGGUUACGCUAAUUGCCUACACACAAACCGUCGUGAUACUAAAGUGUGUCUGUCAGUUCGACAUGUUGUGGUGGAAUCAGAACCCUAUACCUCCGAAUCAGCCAUUCAGUCCCGCCAGGAUCAUCGGAAUCGAACAGAAGAAAGGCUAUGCCACGUACGACUUGGCCCUGUUGCUCGUGUUGUUCUGUCAUAGAUUCAUACUCAAGUCUCUUGGAUUGUGGAAAUCAGAAUUUGCUGAAGAACCGAAUGCCGACGAAGGUCUUUACCAGUUGGAUACCAGUGAUGAAAAAACCAAAGCUCUUAUCGAGGCAGCGGAAGAAUUAGAUAAACACCGUGAAUCCCUAACUAUCCGGCAAGACGAUACCACAGAGCUAAAUAUGAUAAAGGUAGAGGAAGGAGCCGAUCGACACGCACAGCAAGAAACGGGCAACGGAACGGCGCUAGUGUGCAUUACACAUCACACCGAAGAUCCCGACGAUUACUUCCCCCAGAUUGUGAAGCAUUCGUUCCUGAAAUAUACAGCUUCGGUGAAGGCUUUCUUCAAUCAGCUACUGGACCGACAGUCCCGCAAGACGGCCGACGUUUACGGAUAUUUGUUUUUGUGCGAUUUCAUAAACUUUUUCGUGAUUUUGUUUGGAUUUUCGGCUUUCGGAACACAAGAAGGAGACGGCGGCGUACUGUCGUAUUUCGAAGAAAACAAAGUGCCAAUGACGUUCCUGCUGAUGUUGAUUAUACAGUUCUUCCUAAUCGUGGUAGAUCGGGCGCUUUACCUGCGAAAGUACAUGGUGGGGAAAAUCCUGUUUCAGUUUUUCCUCAUCAUUGGACUGCACAUUUGGAUGUUCUUUGUACUACCGGCCACAACCGAAAGAAGUUUCAAUGCAACCAAUCCACCGGUUUACUACUACCUCAUCAAGUGCUUCUAUCUACUGUUUUCAGCUUAUCAAAUACGUUGUGGUUAUCCGGCAAGAAUCCUGGGUAAUUUCGUUACCAAAGGUUUCUCCAUGAUUAAUUUCACCGGAUUUAAACUGUUCAUGACCAUACCGUUCCUAUUUGAGUUGCGUACCCUCAUGGACUGGAUUUGGACUGACACAUCCAUGACUUUGUUUGACUGGCUUAAAAUGGAAGAUAUAUUCACUAACGUUUAUCAGAUGAAGUGCAUGCGUGAACUGGAGGAAGAUUUACCUGCUCCUAGGGGGCAGAAGAAAGGUUCACUCACGAAGUAUCUCAUGGGAGGCGGCAUGAUGUUUGGAAUAAUUUUGCUAAUUUGGUUCCCGUUGGCACUGUUCGCCUUUAGUAAUGCUGUUGGUGAACCAAAUCUUCCCUACGAUGUAUCCAUCACACUCCGCAUCGGUCCCUAUGAGCCAGUGUACAUCAUGUCCGCUCAAGACAAUAACAUCCACGGGCUCAACGAUGCUCAGUGGGAGAAGUUCAUGACACCGUAUUCGAAAGAUAAAACUGCACUUACGUUUCUGUCCAACUAUGAACCGGUGGACGUGGCGGCAGUAAAACUGGGCGCAAAUUCUACCUCAAUUUGGAACAUUUCACCACCGGAUAAGGCUCGGUUGCUGAAUGACCUCAAUACCACAUCGACACUGACGUGCCGGUUUCGGUAUACCAUCAGUCGUAAUUCACAUUCCAAGGAAAAUCCCGGCACUGUUUCGGAGGAAAAGGCAUACGAAUUGGAACCGAACGAUCCUGCCCGAUCAGUUCUGGUGCAAAUGCUUGCAACCAACACGAACAUGACAGUGUCUUUACCAUAUCUGAUGCCAAAGUUUCUUAAAGUGAAAAACAGUGGAGCCGUGAAACCAAUUCAUCAACUCAUUCCGGCAGCUGACACUGAUGACAGCGAAAAAAAUUAUCGCAACAUUACACUGCGGUUGUUCCAGACUGAACCCAACAGUAGCAAUCCGCUGUUCUGGUGGGAAGCCAAAGAGAACUGUUCCGAUCCAACGUAUGCCAUCUUCGCAAAUAUGCCGUAUGCAGAUUGCAUGUCCCACCUGGUGAUGUAUUUGUUCAACGAUAAGAUCUUCCCAAGCACAAUCAGCUCCAUUGCUGCCGGAGGCAUCAUCGGCAUUUACUCUACGUUGAUUCUCGUCUUUUCGAGAAUGUUGCGCACCAGCAUCUUCUCCGGUGCAAGCUCGAAGAUUAUGUUCGAAGACUUGCCGUAUGUUGAUCGCGUGCUGCAACUUUGUUUGGACAUCUAUUUGGUGAGAGAAUCUCUCGAAUUCACCUUGGAGGAGGAUCUCUUCGCAAAACUUAUCUUCCUGUAUCGGUCACCGGAAACGAUGAUCAAGUGGACUCGUCCGAAAAACGAAGAAGGUGAUGACGACAGCGAUACGAUGAGUACGAGCUCCCGGUCGCGCAAAAAGAAUGAUUAGGGAUAGGAUUUACUUUCAUUACUAAAGGUGAUAUUAUUGUGUAAGGCAUAAUUGCAUACUUCUUACGAUAGCAACGUUCGAUUUUAAACCAAUACUGUAUGCGUUCGAAAUAUUGGCUUCUGAAAAUCCAUUUUUAUUAUCUUUUGUGAACUGUAAAGUUUGAAUUUAGGCAUAUGAAAUAAAAAUUUUUGUUUGUUGAAUUCGUGAAAAAAAGAGUAAGAAGAGUAUAUAUAUUCAUCAACAAAACGUUACGAACAAAUUCGAUAGUUUUCCGUCGCAUAAUGAAUCUAGUCGGUACAAUGUUCAGGAACAUUAAUAAGAUUUUUCGAAGAUUGUAUUUUGCAUCGUCUCAAACCGGCUCCUAACCGAAUCGCAUUUUCUACCACGUUAAGAGUAUCAAAUAUUCAUUGUAUAGAGCAAGCACUAUAUUAGGAGCACAAUCGUAGCCAAAAAAACUGGGAAAUAUAUUUUCGGAAACAAAAAAAUAAAA
Messenger RNA from Malaya genurostris, 9604 nucleotides. RefSeq names its product piezo-type mechanosensitive ion channel component (gene Piezo). The record is from RefSeq and is a predicted model, not a curated record. Lineage: Eukaryota; Metazoa; Arthropoda; Insecta; Diptera; Culicidae. Bases 1111 to 9114 code for a protein of 2667 amino acids. The transcript has 28 exons.